AUGGGGAAGAAGAGCAACGAAGACGCGGUGAUCAUCGUCACCAUGGACGCCAACAAGUUUGCCACCGACUUCCACAAGUGUCUAGUCGACACGAGCUUGGGGACGUGCGUGGUAUCAGCCGCGAGCGCGUACAUGGUGCUGGCGAUGGCCGCUUGCGGGGCCGACGGAUCCACGGCUCGGGAGAUGCGCGAGGCUCUGCACCUGCCUGACGACCUCGCUCGGAUCUUCCGGGGAUUCCAGGAAUUUGUCGAUACAAUCAAUGGUACACCAAAAGUCACCCUUAACGUUGCCAACAAGAUCUUUGCCACUUACAAAGUCAAAAAGUCUUUCAAGAAAAUCACUGGCACGUAUUUUCGAGAAGAGAGCGAAGAAUUAGACUUAAAGAGCUGUGCCAAGUCCGCGAAGAAAGUCAACGAUUGGUGCAAAAAGAAAACAAACGGACAAAUUCAGAAGAUGGUUAACUCAGAUGACAUGGCUGGACCUUACAAGAUAAUGCUUCUGAACGCUGUUUAUUUUAGAGGUGACUGGAAACACAAAUUCGAUCCAAAAUUAACGAAACAAGAUGCUUUCCACCUUGAUAAAACGAGCACCGUUAAAGUUCCCAUGAUGCGUACAACGGGGAGCUUUUAUUUUGCGGAAUUAAACGAAGUCGAUGCCAAAGUUGUUGCUCUGCCGUACGCGAUAACCGUUGACUUGUUUCAGAAUGACGAUUUGUACAUGGUGCUCAUAGUACCCAACGAGAUCGAUGGUUUGGCUGAAAUUGAGAAAAAUCUUGAUAAAAUCAAACUGGAGCAUCGGAAUUUCGAACACGGUCGGAGCGUGGACCUAUCGUUGCCAAAGUUCGAGAUCACGUCGGUGCAUGAUUUAAAAUUUUACUUGGUCAAGCUAGGAAUGAAGGAGUUGUUUGAAAAGGGGGCAAGUUUCAAAGGGAUCUGUGAUGACAAUGUUUGCGCUUCCGUGGCGAUGCAAAAAGUUUUUAUCAAAGUUGAUGAAGGAGACAGUGGAAAAGGAGUAGUUUCAGGAAACAAAUCUAAAAUCGACUCGAUGACACCAGAUCCAAUAGCAUUUAAAGUGGAUAGACCUUUUUUGUUUGAAAUCGUUGACGUCAAAAGAAAAAUUACCCUGUUCUUUGCACGAGUCGUUCGUUAA
Copidosoma floridanum is the source of this 1149-nucleotide messenger RNA. Its product is annotated as antichymotrypsin-2. Gene Ontology annotation, molecular function: serine-type endopeptidase inhibitor activity. NCBI's taxonomy places the organism in Eukaryota, Metazoa, Arthropoda, Insecta, Hymenoptera, Encyrtidae. The record is from RefSeq and is a predicted model, not a curated record.